CUCUACAGCUCAGGUGCUCUAGACAAAACAUUGAUUCCUCGUGACUGGGAUUAGCCAAUAGCUGAACGCGACUGAGUGUGAAACACGGAGGAGGAGUAGGAAGUUGGAACUAGACAGGCGACUCGGUUAGGGGACACCGGAGAGAUGACUCGUGGAAACCAACGUGAGCUUGCCCGACAAAAGAAUAUGAAGAAAAGUCAGGAUAAACAAAAGAAACAAGAUGAUGGCUUGUCUGCUGCUGCACGGAAGCAAAGAGAUGCUCAAAUAAUGCAGGAAAAGCAGAAAAAGGCCACGCAAAAAAAAGAUGACCCAAAAUAGCCAAUGUGGAAUGCUACAAGUUACGGCAGAAGAUGACAGACAUUUUAUAACAUGAUCCAGUGCUGGAUAAGGACAUUAACCUGACCCUUUCACCAAACCACAGUGCUCUCACUGCUAUGUACUGUGUUCAGCCUUUUUAUUUGUCACAGGCUUGUAGCAUAGCUCCUUUAUUGCCUCUUGUACAUACUAUAAAUUCUCCAUAUGAUUCUCUUUAUUUUCAUCUAUUCCCCACUGAUGGCUCUCUAACUGCAUGCUGGUUUAGCAUUGCUUAAGUCUGCUCUGGAAAAUACAUGUUUUGAGGGAGUACAAACAGAUCAUGUCCCUUCCUUCAACUCAAAUGACCUUUUUGUAUUCACGGUGACCCAGUUGAAUAUUUAAUAAAGAAUUUUUUUCUGUGA
Messenger RNA from Xenopus laevis (African clawed frog), 716 nucleotides. It is a transcript of the gene serf2.L, whose product is annotated as small EDRK-rich factor 2 L homeolog. Lineage: Eukaryota; Metazoa; Chordata; Amphibia; Anura; Pipidae. The record is from RefSeq and is a predicted model, not a curated record. The coding region runs from base 145 to 318 and encodes 57 amino acids. The transcript has 3 exons.